This is a messenger RNA of Salvelinus sp. IW2-2015, 1320 nucleotides long. Its product is annotated as cold shock domain-containing protein C2-like. The record is from RefSeq and is a predicted model, not a curated record. Gene Ontology annotation, biological process: regulation of mRNA stability. Gene Ontology annotation, cellular component: cytoplasm. NCBI's taxonomy places the organism in Eukaryota, Metazoa, Chordata, Actinopteri, Salmoniformes, Salmonidae. Gene Ontology annotation, molecular function: mRNA 3'-UTR binding.
GUAUUUACUGUUAUUUAUUUAAUGUUAUAUAAUAGUAACUGACAAGGCACACACCCGUCCUCUACCGACAAAACGGACUCUAGCAAUGCAAAACUUGCUGAAACAAACUGACAAAUGUGUACUCAAUAGCAAGACAUAUUAAAGCAGAGACAGUGAGCAGACUAACAAAACUGGAGUGUCAGCAUCAGGCCAGGUGGUGAAGAACCAGAAGAGUGGUAAGAAGAGCGACCUCGCCCGUGCCUCAGCCAUGACAGACCCCAGCCUGACGUCCCCCUCAGAGGCCCCUCUGCGCUCCCCCCGGGCUGCACCCAUUUCCCUCUCCUUCCCCUUCUUGAGGGAGGGCAGCCGUGUGUGGGAAAGGGGAGCGGCACCCCAGCCCCGGUCACUGCCCAGCCCACUGCCCACCAAACGCAACCGCACCUAUUCAGCCACGGUGCGGGCCACCUCAGGGCCAGCGUUUAAGGGCGUGUGCAAGAGCUUCUGCAGGUCACAAGGUCAUGGCUUCAUACGCCCCACCAAUGGCGGAGAUGACAUCUUUGUUCACAUCUCUGAUAUCGAGGGCGAGUAUGUCCCAGUAGAAGGAGAUGAGGUCACAUACAAAGUCUCCCGGAUCCCACCCAAAAACCUGAAGAUCCAGGCCGUGGAGGUGAAGAUAGUUCAUCUGAACCCAGGGACGAAGCAUGAGACCUGGUCUGGCCAGAUCAUCAGCCAGCUAGACGAGAGCUAGGCUUCAGCGCUGGCCUGUUUAUCUACACUUGGCUACAGGGAGGGCUAGGGUGGGAAGUUGAGGGGUCUGGCUAGGGCAGGCAGGGACGGCCAACUGGUGCUGGAGAGUCUGUCUAAAUCAGGUGUGCUAGAGCUGGGCUGGAACAAAACCCUAGAUACACUGACUGGCUCCUCAGGACACAAGUUGGCCAUCCGUGAACUAGGACGUGGUUAGUACAGACUGGAUUGAUAAGUCAUAAAAGCCAAGGGAGGAGAAUAUGUUCAACCUGAAGGUACUGGAAGUGGGUGAGGGGACUGUGGAGGAAAUAGAAUGAGAAAUCCGACACCAUUUUGAGGAGAAGCAUUACUAUUGGUGUCAAAUCAAAAUGAGGUUGGAGAGAAAAUAACUGAUGAAGGUUUAGAGGUACAGAAUCGGAAACGUCUGAUUGAGAGAGCAAUCGAGAAGGGAGGGAGAGAUGGGCGUAAGACAAAAUCAAAAGCUUGAACGAAUAAUUUAUAUUUUACUGUGAAUGGAAAAGCCACUAUUAAUAUGUUCUCGAGGUACACAACCGUCUUUGUAUUUUUGCCUUUUAUUCAUAUAUAUUUAUUUGAUCA